This is a messenger RNA of Girardinichthys multiradiatus, 1141 nucleotides long. It is a transcript of the gene scp2b, whose product is annotated as sterol carrier protein 2b. Lineage: Eukaryota; Metazoa; Chordata; Actinopteri; Cyprinodontiformes; Goodeidae. Bases 135 to 554 code for a protein of 139 amino acids. Gene Ontology annotation, cellular component: cytosol. The transcript has 5 exons. The record is from RefSeq and is a predicted model, not a curated record.
GUCUGGACACCUGGGAAGGCAGGCAGAAACCCGGAAGUGCUGCAGUUAGCCAACAUCAGCAGGAGAAAGUACAGCUUCGCAUCUGCUUGUUUGUUUUAGCCGAAGAGCUUUUUUGUUCUGACUCUUCCAGCAGAAUGCCUGAAGUUAAAAUACCAAGGAUUCAAGCCAUUCAAACCAGUACUGGAAGUGGACUGGAAGGCUUCAAGGCCCAUGCUGUGUUCCAGGAGAUCAACAACAAGCUUCAGGAGGAAGGUGAACAGUUUGUGAAGAAAAUUGGAGGAGUUUUUGCCUUCAAAGUAAAAGAUGGCCCAAAUGGACAGGAGGCAACUUGGAUUGUGGACGUGAAGAACGGCAAAGGUUGCGUUCACAACGACACAGACAAGAAGGCAGAUUGCACCAUCUCCAUGUCAGAUACAGACCUGUUGGCUUUGCUGACUGGGAAGAUGAACCCACAGACGGCAUUUUUCCAGGGCAAGCUGAAGAUCACAGGGAACAUGGGCUUGGCCAUGAAGCUCCAAAGCCUCCAGCUGCAGCCGGGCAAAGCCAAGCUGUAGAGGAGAAGCUUGAUCAAGCCCUCACUAAAAUGCUUGGCUGUGGAGAAUUUAAGGUUCAGUAACAGAGAAAUGUUGAAGAUCUGAAAGAGACGUGGAUGGACUGAACCACUUUUUCUCUUGGGUGAUCUCACUGGCCGAGCGGGGGAUUAGUCUGAGCCCCGCCUGUCUAACUGGGGAAUACGAUAGAUGGACAGAUAAUUAAUUUCCUAAUUGAGUUCCAGUAUGCACAUCUUUUCAGUGUCAGUCUGCUAGAGUUCUGACAGUUGCUCCCUACUUUGAUACUAAUUGCAUUUCUGUCCAGAUUUCAUAGCCUUUGCCAAUAAUGAAAGCUAACUUUGAGUGCACUAUAACUGGAACUGUUUUGGGAAGAACUGAUAAUAUGUUGCACAACCAUGACUGCAGCUGUGUAAGUGCCUCCCUCAGAAUUUAAAAUCAAGGUUGGUAGUUAGUUACCAACACAGAGCAGUUUUUCACUGUCUACCUAACAUUUUAUCUGCUUGGGUUGCAAUUUUUUGUGGUACUAUCUGCACAGUAUAGAUCUCUGUAAGAUUUCUUAGAAAUAAACUUGUCCUUGCUGAAAACUUUGA